Molecule: messenger RNA, 1424 nt
Organism: Fragaria vesca subsp. vesca
Lineage: Eukaryota; Viridiplantae; Streptophyta; Magnoliopsida; Rosales; Rosaceae
Exons: 3
Coding region: 1-1344 (447 amino acids)
Biological process (GO): regulation of asymmetric cell division
Source: RefSeq, a predicted model, not a curated record
AUGGAUGGUGAUCCCACUUUGGUGUUCAAGCCUGUUUUCAAGUCUUUCAAAUUCAAAACCUCAGAAGCUAUGGAAGGACUGAAGGUCCAAAGGAAUACCAGUAUGAAAGACAGCAAUGAAUUCAUUGACAAUCCUAAGAGAGAAAAUCCCGAGGUGGUUCAAAGUCCACAUUCAGAUGAGAAAUGGAAGGCUGCUAUGGACUAUGACUUACCAGAGUUGGUUGCUUUCCUUCAAGAUAGUGGUUACCCUUUUGUUAAGGACAUCUGCAUUGACAGUGUUGUGCCAUCUCAGAAUAAAUGUUUGGAAGAGAACUGUGAUUUGGAUUUUAAUAAUGUCUCUUGCAUGGUUAGCUCUGAUGCCGAAAGUAGUAGCAAAUUAACUGUAGAAUCUCAGUGCUCAUCAGAGUCAUCAAACUCCAGUGUGUCGAAACAUAUAUCCGACCAACUGUGGGAGGAGGAUGUAAGCAAGCAAAGUGGUUUCAAGAACUUGACAACUGAAGAUGGAGAGAAUUACGGAGAAAAAGAUGAUACUUCAAGUGAUCAUUCAACCAAGAUGAUCAUAUCUGAAACACUACUUCAGAUUAGACAGGAUCCAACUAAGGCAGUCUUGUCAGAUUCAGUGGUAUUAUCCUCAACUGAGGCAAUUUAUGAAAAGAGGCGAAGCAAAUAUUCUCACAAAACUGCCUUAGAGAAGGCAAGAAGAGUGGAAGUAUUUCCUCCAAGUGUAGAGUGUCAUUCUCGGAAUUCAUCUAAAAAUGGAACAGGAAGAAAUAGUUUACGACAACACAGCAAGAAUGCAAGAAGUAGGGAUACAUUUUCACUAAGUGAUUCUUCCAAAGAUGAGAUGUCGGAUAGCUUAACAGGAGUGAGUCAAUCACAACAACAUUGCGGCAGAAAUACAAGAAGAAAAGAGAUAUUUCCACAGAGUAAUUCGUCUAAAGAUUGGAUGUCAGUUAGCAUAACAGGAUCAAGUCAAUCACAACAGCAUUGCCGUGAGAAUGCAAGGAGAGAGGUAUGGCAUGCAAGUGUGGAGUGUCAUCCUCAGGAUUCAUCCGAAGAUGGGAUGUCAGAUAGUGUAACAGAAUCGAGUCAAUCACAACAGCAUCUCCGUGGAGAAUCAGGUACCUCAGUUUCAGGGCCUUUAGCGAUAUACUCAGGAGCCAUACCAAGUUUUGGUAGCAUCUCUUUCCGAUCAAACAGCAGUACAACUAGCUCUAGGUCUUUCACAUUUCCCAUAAUAUCCUCAGAAUGGGCCGGCAGUCCAGUGAGAAUGGCUGAAGCAGAUAUGAGACAAUUACAAAGGCAUCGUCGUUGGGGGAUGCGAUUUCUGUGCUGUACCUUCUGAAUUUCUGAAUACUUACACACAUAACUUAUAUUUCUUGGUGUACACCCUCGAUUAUAGUGUGGAUCUUCCAUUAUAAUCAA